Molecule: messenger RNA, 2521 nt
Organism: Formica exsecta
Lineage: Eukaryota; Metazoa; Arthropoda; Insecta; Hymenoptera; Formicidae
Product: protein-L-isoaspartate O-methyltransferase domain-containing protein 1-like
Exons: 4
Coding region: 819-2498 (559 amino acids)
Biological process (GO): protein modification process
Cellular component (GO): cytoplasm
Molecular function (GO): protein-L-isoaspartate (D-aspartate) O-methyltransferase activity
Source: RefSeq, a predicted model, not a curated record
UACUCGUUUACUCGUUUACUCGUUUACUCCUUCACUCGUUAUUCGAUGCGAAAGAGAGGGGGAGACGUUGUUAUCGUAAAUAAACAUAAGUUUAUAUCUCGUGUGUUUUUUUUCAUCGUAGAUCACGGAUUUCUUGUUUUAUUCGUCGUUUAAAAAUGGAUAAGCCGCUAUGUCAUAUACUAUCACAUUAUCACAUCGUCAGAUGAUCGAGAAUAAUCGAACUAACGAUUGGGAGAUUAACAAUAAGUUAGAUGAACGCGACGACAUCGCUAAUAUAUCUGCGUGACUUUCAUAUUAUUCAUAAUUAAUGCCUCAUAUGUACUUUGACCUGACAAGCUGUUUUUAAAGCCAAGUCUACGCGUUGUCUGUGUGUGUAUGGGUCUAAUUAUUUUCUAAUUUUUGAAAAAUAUAUAUCGUGAAUAUAAUUCAUUGAAUUAUUGUUAUAUAAAUCACAUAGAGUAUGUUUGAGCAAAAAUCUUGUAAUGGGACUUGCUGAUUGUAUUCGAGUUAGGAUUGUGAUUAUUUCUGAGUCACUGCUUCUUACAAGUAAUAUCUUAUAUUAAAGGUGAUGCCCUGGAUACACAAUAUCGCACAGAUGCGUAUAAAUAUAACUUCCUUAUUGCAGACUUUGAUAAUUAAGCAUUUUUUAUCAGUUUCUUAUUUAGUCGCUGUUUUACUAUAACAAUGGUAUUAUUUCAAAAUCUGGAAUCUUUUAUUAAUUUUUUUCAUCUAUACGCUACAAUUCUUUGCAUAGUGACAUCGUAAUAAAUUGAUACGCUUAUCGAAUAUAUCAUAGAACUCUUGAUACUUUGAUAAACAUGGGAGGAGCUGUGAGCAGUGGACAGGACAAUGACGAAUUAGUGGAUAAUUUAAUGGUAUCGGGAUAUAUCAGAACAAAGAAAGUGGAGCAAGUUUUUAGAGCCGUGGAUAGAGCCGACUAUGUUCUAUCCUCUUGCCGAGAAGGCGCUUACAAGGAUCUAGCGUGGAAACAUGGAAAUAUACAUUUAUCAGCUCCCUGUAUAUACAGCGAAGUAUUGGAAGGACUCAGUUUAGAACCUGGCUUAAGUUUCCUGAAUCUUGGAUCGGGAACUGGCUACCUCAGCACAAUGGCAGGAUUGAUAUUACAACAACACGGAACGAAUCAUGGCAUCGAAUUGCAUGAAGAUUGUUUAAAAUAUGCAUACGAAAGAUUGGAGGAGUUCAAGCAAAAGUCUUUGGCUCUAAAUGAAUUUGAUUUCUGUGAACCAAUAUUUGUACAAGGAAAUUGUCUCAGUGUCAUACCUGGCAGACAAUACGAUAGAGUAUAUUGCGGAGCAGCGUGUCCAGAAAGUCACGAAGUAUUUAUUAAGCAAUUUGUACGUAUCGGAGGUAUAUUGGUAAUGCCUUACAGAGAUCAAUUGUUACGUGUGCAAAGAAUGGAUGAGGAUAUCUGGACGCAGUACUCGAUGCUUCCUGUAUCGUUCGCGACUCUAGUCAUACCUCCAGCCUCGGAACACAAUUUAUUUCACCUACCGGAGUGUAAUCCUCUACCUCUGCAAGAGUUGUGUCGUGGUAGAAUUCGACAUUAUCUACGUCAAAAUAUCUGGCGCGAACAUCCUGAUCUCGAGACCGAGAAGCCUAUAGUACCGGUACAGCAAAGACAGACUCCGCAACAACGUACCCUCAGACGUUUCGUAAUACCCAUCUUUGAGGAAUCCGACGAGGCCUUAACCGACGAUGAACAAGAAAUUGGACGAGCGCGUUUCUUGCUGAAUGCGCGUCUCGCUGAUGCACAUCCUGGAGAAGCUAUUACGACGACUCUGCAAUUAGUACGAGCCGUCAUACAACCGAAUCAGAACGAUAGUGAAGAAAAUCAACGGGUUUCGAGCAACGUUAGCGAAGAUAUUCGAGACGCAGCUGUGACCACGAGUUUUCAGAUACGUCAACAAAGGCGAAGAUCAUCCGUGAGGAAUUUAGCUUCAAGUACAAGCACAGACGGCACAGACGGCACAAGCGCCGCAGGUCACAGUUCCACUACUGUGACCGCGGAUAUAAACGACAACAACGAGGAGGAGAGCGAAAGAGACGCGGGGAAAUCGGCAACCGCGUAUUCUAAUAUGAGUGACAGCGAGAGUGACGCCGAGCAGGAGAACGCUUUCGCGCAACGCAAGAAAAUCGCGAAACGCGAGAAGACGGAUAGCGGUAUAGUGGACGAUAUGAAUUUCAGUAAUGAGGACGUUAGUUCUAGCUCCAAUACCAAUCACUCCGACUCCGACAUCACUGAUACAACGGACACGGGCGACGCGAUGGACGUGGAGCUGCCCGACGCCAUUUACAGCUCUUGCAGAAAUACAUACGGCUCUCACUCCAUGUCGAAAGAAUCUACCUCCCGCAAGAACGCAACUAUCGUGCACUUUGUAGACAGUAACGCGUUCGCUGUUUACAUGAGGGAAAAGAUACAACAGUUACCAUUGCCUUUUUCGAUAAAGCUGUACAUGAACUAUAAUCGUAAGUUAUAAAAGCGCAUCUAUCACUUUUAUUA